AUGUUCCCUGAGGCAGACGAUACAGCCACAAAUAUCAAAUUUGGAAUAUGGGCAGCAAUUGGAUAUUUUUUACUUUUUGCAAUGCUUCAAUUUCGAGAUGGACCUUUCAUUCGACCACAUCCAGCUUUUUGGAGAAUAGUAUUGGGUUUAGGUGUAUUAUAUCAAAUGUUUCUUGUAUUCCUGUUGUUUCAGAAUAAACGUGAUGCAAGAUAUAUACUCUCAUGUAUUGAUCCCUCAUUGGGAGUACCAUUACCUGAACGCUCAUAUGCCGAAAAUUGUGAGUUAACUUUUGAAAAUGUUAAGAAUCAGCUUGAUAUCUUUGUCGUAUAUCAUAUUACUGGAUGGUAUGCAAAAGCUUUAGUACUUCGUGAUUAUUGGUUUUGUUGGAUUUUAUCAGUCAUGUUUGAAGUUAUGGAAUAUACAUUACAACAUCAAUUACCUAACUUUGCCGAAUGUUGGUGGGAUCAUUGGAUUCUUGAUGUUUUGAUUUGUAAUUGGGCAGGAUUAUAUCUAGGAAUGAAGACAUGUGAAUAUUUCGAAAUGAAAGGUUAUUCAUGGAGAGGGAUUAGACAAAUAAGUUCAUUAAAAGGCAAAGUUAAACGUACAGUUCAACAAUUUACACCACAUCAUUGGACAAAAUUUGAAUGGGGAACAACGAAAAGUUUUAAAAAUUAUUUGGCAGUGAUUGGACUUUUAUUUCUAGCGGAAUUAAAUUCUUUUUAUUUGAAAUAUCUUCUAUGGGCACCGGCGGAGCAUCCAAUAAACUCAUGUCGUGCUAUUUUACUUUUUAUGUGUUCUAUUCCUGCAACUCGAGAAGCAUACCAAUAUCUUACCGACAAGGAAUGUAAAAGAUUUGGUCCACAAGCUUGGUUGACUAUUGCAAAUGUAAUGACAGAAACAGUAAUAUGCUUUAAAUUUGGUAGAGGAGAAUUUCCUGAACCUGCACCAACAAAUGUUAUUGUAUUUUGGAUAGUAUUGAUAACAGUUUUGAUCGGUUAUGCCAUAUGGCAAUUUGGUUUACCAUAUUUAAAUGAAAAAUUGAAAUCUAAUUCACGUAUAAAAAAUGUGAAAAAGGAAUAA
Diversispora eburnea is the source of this 1080-nucleotide messenger RNA. Lineage: Eukaryota; Fungi; Glomeromycota; Glomeromycetes; Diversisporales; Diversisporaceae. The record is from the annotation of a GenBank genome assembly.